This is a messenger RNA of Exophiala dermatitidis NIH/UT8656, 1821 nucleotides long. RefSeq lists its product as uncharacterized. Gene Ontology annotation, molecular function: oxidoreductase activity. The record is from RefSeq and is a predicted model, not a curated record. Gene Ontology annotation, cellular component: cytoplasm. The transcript has 3 exons. Lineage: Eukaryota; Fungi; Ascomycota; Eurotiomycetes; Chaetothyriales; Herpotrichiellaceae. Bases 143 to 1585 code for a protein of 480 amino acids.
AGGCUAUCGCCUAUCCUCAACGGCAAGAUACGUGGUAUAUAUGUCCGAGGAGACAUGCACCGGCAAUGAUAAACAUAUGCCUAAAGACAUACAUCUGUCGAGCUAAGGCCGCUCAAGCACCCAUAGCACCCAUAUCCUUGCCAUGAGUUCGCAUAUCGGACUCCCUGUCCCGAACCCCGGGCUCAGCUUCUGGCAGAAAAGCACUCGCGCGUUUGCUCACCUGAACGCGAACUCCGGCGCCGCUCUUCCCACAAGAAGUCAGUACGUUAUCAUCGGAUCAGGCCUCGCUGGGUCUCUUACUGCUUUCGAAUUGCUUGAAGCGGGGGUCCAGGCCCAGGAUGUAAUCAUCAUCGAAGCCAGAGAAGCUGCGAGUGGCGCAAGCUCGAGGAAUGCCGGCCACGUUCGACCUGACGCUUUUCGAGGGUUCCCUGUCUACGCCGCUGCACAUGGCGUAGAUCAGAGUGUGAAAGUGCUUGCCAAUGAGCGGCUGGUUCUCCAUAAGGUCGACGAGUUUGUGAGAACCCGUAACGUGCCCUGCGACUUCCAUUUCACAAAGACCUUCGACGUGUGUAUGACCCCCGAGUUUGCCGACUACGAAGCGGCAAGUUUCGAUGCCUACAAGAAGGCCAGUGGGGACGUCUCUCACGUCAAGUUCUACGAAGGUGCUGAGGCAAAAGAGAAAACCAGAGUGCCUGGUGCUGUGGCCGCCUAUGAAUGGCCCGCUGGUUCGAUUCAUCCAGCAAAACUGACCCAAUGGCUAAUCCGUAGCUGCGUUACGAGGGGGGUAAAGCUUUUCACUCAUUGUCCGGUAACGAGCGUCAAGGAGGUCAAAUCUCAGGCUGCUUCGGAUGCUGCCCAACCUACCCUCUGGGCUGUUCACACUGCUCGAGGCACCGUUGUGACACCAACUGUCGUCCACUGUACGAAUGCGCACGUGGGAUAUCUGCUACCAACAUUGCAGAAAUACGUGACGCCUUGCCGGGCCCAGGCCAUGUCAAUAAUUCCAACUCCAUCCUUCGCAGGCGACAAUGUCAUACCUCACACAAUGUCACUCAGAUAUACUAUAAAACAUUUCCAUUCACUCAUCCAACGGCCAUCUGACGGAACUUUCAUCCUGGGUGUGUCACGUGGGAAUCCAGCGCUGAGCCCCGAAGCGGUAGCGGAACUCCAGACGACGGACGACACGAGGUAUUCUUCCGAAGUCCUGCAAGCAGGUAUUAGGGGCUGGCGCGAUAUUUUCCCCCAAACUGAAGCAUCGUCCGUCCGACACGGCGAGGGUGUAGACCACGUAUGGACUGGUAUCAUUGCUAUGUCUACAGACCACGUCCCAUUUGUGGGACCCAUCGAGUCUCUUCCGGGACAGUAUGUGUGCGCUGGCUUCAAUGGACAUGGAAUGGCCAGAAUCUUCACGUGUGCCCCUGGUGUGGUCAAACUGAUCAUGGGCAAAGAUUGGAAUGCCACAGGCCUGCCGGAAUGCUUCCAGAUGAGUGCAUCACGGUUGUCGAGUCUGAGAGAUCUGGCAAAAGGCCAAGAUCCCGUGGAGCGAGCGUGGGCAAGUAAUGCCGGUGGCUCCGCAAAGCUUUAGGUUUGCACCUGCGUCAAGUGCCUCGAAAGAGGUACUCAUGUAGGAUGUGCGAUAGUAUCAUCUGCGCCGAAACUCAACAACGCGGCGGCCGUAAUAGUUGGUACGCGUUGGUUGCCACACUAUAUAGGCCAUAGUAGAGUAGAUCAACACGGUGUCAACACCGUAUCAACACGAUUUUAAUAUAGUAUCCGAUACAGUUUAGUUUCACCACGGUUCCAAAUCGGUGUCGAUCCGAG